UCUGCAGUAUAUAAUGGCUGUGUGCUGCGUUCAGAGCUCAUUCCGCGUUGUAUUCAAUUCUGCGUGGUUUUGAACUCUUCUGUCCUUGGCACACUUCACUGUCUAAAUGGUUGUCCAAGUUAAAUCGAGUUUACCCCAUUAUACCAAAGCAAUGGAUGGAAACCAGCAUAAAUUGGAAGCAAAUGUCUUGCUACUUGGAGCCGAAAAUGUCGGGAAAUCAGCUCUAACUGUGCGGUUUCUUACCAAAAGAUUUAUUGGUGAAUAUGGAAAUAUUGAGUCGAUAUACAGUCACAUUGACAAAAUUGAUGGGCGGGAGAUCUCCUUCAACAUCUGGGACUCCCUGUAUCCACAGAGCUGUGAGAGCUCUGAGUCAGUGAGUGAAGAACAGCUCCGCUGGGCAGAUGGCAUUGUGCUUGUCUACAGCAUCUGUGACCGCUCCAGCUUCGAGGUUGUGCAGCAGCAGGUAGCACUUAUCCAGAAGCUCUCCUCUUCCUUCAGCUCUUCAGUGCCCAUGGUGGUGGUGGGCAACAAGCGGGAUCUGCAGCAUCGCCGCGUUGUCUCAAGUGAGGAAGGGCGCCAGCUUGCCCUCUCAGCAGACUGUGGCUUCUUUGAGGUCUCUGCAGCCGAGGCAUACCAUGGUGUUCUGCCUGUCUUCCAUGGCCUGCAUGAGCUCAUAAAAGAGGCCAGGGGUGUCAAGAAAGGAGCUGCUGGCAUUAUGGGCAUUGUGAGGACUGUGUCCGCUGUCUUCAGCAAGAAACGGGAGUAGGGCGUCUUUUUAAAGAAACUUGAUAUUAUGACCGAUAUGUCAAGUCCCCAUGCACGAGUAAUGGCCAGAAAGGGCAAGCAUGAUCUUCACAACCGUGGAUCCUAUUAAAGAGGAGAAAUUGUUGAAACCAGGUUGUCUUUUUGUACGUUGAGGCUGACAUUAAGAUCCUAGAAGGUUUACUCAGACAGAAAGAUGGUAUCUUCAUGUAUCUGAGCAGCUUCUGGAUAGUGUACAGCCAGCGACUGGAGUGAUACAAGCCAAGUAAACAGGGCUCAGAGCUGUUCUAAGAGUUUCAGGAGAAUAUGAGAGGCGUGCGAAUGCAUUUGAGGGUUAAAUGAAAGUGUGAUGUUAUGAAGACAGUAUUUUCAUGCAACCCUUGUAUAUAGCCUACUGAAUUGCUUUGUAAAUAAGCUGAGAUUUCUUAUGUACCAAUGCUGAAGAAUUUAUGUGCAUUGACAGCUAAUCCAGAUUUUAUGUAGAAAGUUCUAUAUACUUUACAGACAAUCAAAAAUAAAAAUGCUAAAUAAAUAAAA
Molecule: messenger RNA, 1299 nt
Organism: Hemibagrus wyckioides
Lineage: Eukaryota; Metazoa; Chordata; Actinopteri; Siluriformes; Bagridae
Product: Ras-related and estrogen-regulated growth inhibitor-like protein
Exons: 4
Coding region: 107-766 (219 amino acids)
Molecular function (GO): GTP binding; GTPase activity
Source: RefSeq, a predicted model, not a curated record